Salmo salar (Atlantic salmon) is the source of this 4443-nucleotide messenger RNA. It is a transcript of the gene mpzl2, whose product is annotated as myelin protein zero-like 2. The record is from RefSeq and is a predicted model, not a curated record. Gene Ontology annotation, cellular component: plasma membrane. Lineage: Eukaryota; Metazoa; Chordata; Actinopteri; Salmoniformes; Salmonidae. Gene Ontology annotation, biological process: cell-cell adhesion.
AGGUGCGUAAUGCUGACUCCGCCUACAGCCCGAGUGUGCACACACAGCCUUUGCGUUUCAAACUUCCGAGUCCUAGAGCUAGGACUCUUUAUCAAAAACCUGUCGAGGUAUUCGCCUGAAUUUUCCUUAAAACGUUCGCUUUUGGAGGUUUCUAGUAACUCGUUGAAAGUUUGUCAGUGUAUUUGAGGCCUGGACAAACUGACAAUCAAAUGUAUCGGACAUGGCAACAGUUCCUCGCGUUUAUGGGUUUAUUCGCAGUGCCAGGUGUGCUGCGAGUCGUUGGAAUGGAGAUUUUCACAUCCAAUGAAGUGGAGGCAUUGAACGGGACAGAAGUGAGAUUGAAGUGCACCUUUAAGUCCAAACACCCAGUGUCCCACUCCUCUGUGGCUGUCUCCUGGAACUUCCGUCCCCUGAGCCAGGGAGCUGAGGAGUCGGUGUUUUACUACCAGGAGACGGCGUACCCCCCUACAGAGGGGCGGUUUAAGGGCCAUGCAGUGUGGUCAGGGGACAUCAUGAGACAGGACGCCUCCAUCAGCCUGCAUGAAGUCCCCUUCACCUUCAACGGCACCUACACCUGCCAGGUCCGCAACCUGCCCGACGUCCACGGCAUCAAUGGAGAGGUCACCCUCAGGGUUGUCCACAAAGUCUCCAUCUCAGAUAUAGGCAUCCUGGCUGCAGCCAUCGGGGGAACCAUCGCCAUAGUCCUGGUGCUGCUGGGUCUCUUCAUGGUGUACAAGUACUGCAACCGCCAUGCCAACACAGACAUGGAGCUGCAGGGGAGCAAACUGCAGGAAACCAGAGAGCUGCAGGAGCGAGAGUUGCAGGCCAACAUCCUACAGGAGAAAAAGCUGAAGGCCAGUGAGAAGGAGCGUAAGGACCCUACAGUGUGGUGAUGGGGUGUGUCUCCCUCCCUACCUCUGCUGAUUGGUGUGGGGAGGUGUUCUGUCUGGACAGACUGGUCUCUGACUGGAGGGGCUGGCCAGUCCAGGACCACAAUUUGGAGGGACUAAUGCUUUUUUUUGGUCGGUGUCCCUUUUUCUACACUCCCUCACUAUGAGUAUUAGGGAUCUCUGUACAUGUUUUAUGCACUUAAUGUUUUUUACAGACAACUAUGUGAUUGGGUUGACUGUGCCUGUGCCAUCCUAGGAUGUAAACCCCCCCAAAAAAAAAAACAUCACUAGAAUGCUAACAAAAUGCAAAAAAGUACUGAGGAAUCCCCAUAGCGGAUGCUAGGUCAAUGCUAACGAACGCUUGUGAACAUUUUACUAUUAACAACCCAGCUCCUAAAGUUAUGCAAGCAUCUCGAAACGCAGCAUGCACAAAAUAAAUUAGACAGCAGGGAUCUUAUUUCAGGACGGGAUCGUGUCUGCUGCUGUUACCAAGAAGCUUGAUCUUGCAAGCUAAGGUUAGCCACUUAGCUGGCAUUAGUAAAGUUGUAGAACCCAGCUGGAGAUAAUUUAUUUGCUACAUCUAAGAUAGUUAACUUAAUAGUUAUAAGAUGCAUAGCUGGCAAACAGCUGUAACUUGAUCACCUCACUUAAGUUGCGCUGUCGGGGUGACUCACCUCAUGAAGCUCCCAUUUUGCUCAUUGUCUAUCUUUGUAAACAAACACACUUGACUUGCUCAAACAGCUGUUUUGGGAUCUAGUACUGGUAAGCUUCAUAAUGGUUAACGCGGUCUGCUUUAUCUAUUACCUAGUGCACAAGUUGACUGCAGCUAUUUAUUUAAAAAGUACUAAUAUUCAAAUUUAUAAAAACAAAAAACAUUAUUGACAGUAUUGGGAAACCAUACUGAUGUUUCGAAAUACCCCGGGAUACGGUAUAUACGGCGUACCGCCAAAUCCUACUAUGUGAUUGUAUAUACGGCGUACCGCCAAAUCCUACUAUGUGAUUGUAUAUACGGCGUACCGCCAAAUCCUACUAUGUGAUUGUAUUUUGACUAUGUAGUAUGACUACUCUUAUUAGAUAUGGCUGAAAUGACACCAGCAGCAGUCUCUUGGUGUGGUGUCAUCUGUUUCUUAACAUUACGUUUGGUAGCCAUUUGUUCUAAAUUAAUAUACAGAAUUAUUUUAACACUUGAAUAAUCAACAUUAUAACUGAGCUAAUGGCCCAUACAUUUACAUUAUUCCCAAAUGAAUGUAUGUGUAUCUGGCAGCAGAUAUGUGAGUGUGUUUUAUGAUUAAGGUCCCGUUGUGAAUUUAGUCAGUGAAACCCUUUUUAUUUUUUUUAAACCUGUGGUAUCUUGGGUAGGCUACGGUGCUGGUGGAAGCCCUGUACUAGGGGUGGCUAAGGGCUAAGCUCAAGGUAAGGGAAAGGGCAAUAGGGCUGGUGGAAGCUUUCCUGGGCCAGGAGCUUUCAGUGACAAACCCACUCCUGCUUCCUGCAACAAUGACAGCAUAAAUGACUGCCUAUUACUGCUGGACAUAAAAAGUAACUGUCAUACACCUUUGAAUGCAGAAGAAGAACCCCACAAUUCCAAGAAGCCUGUUUUCCAUGUGUUAUGUAGUUUUUGUGAUCUGAUGUGCCCAAUGUGUCCAUUGAAGGAAGCUGUUCCAUCUCUCUUUCUGGGUCCAUGCUGAGGAUCAUGGGUGUUGUGGUCUCAAAGGUUUGGCUAUGGUAAUCUGGUACAUCAAUGCAGGACCCUCGCUGCUGUCCAAAUCAAUACACUAUCGUGUGUGUGUGUGUGUGUGUGUGUGUGUGUGUGUGGAGGAUGACUAAGCUCGGUAUAGAUAGGGCUGGAAAAGCCUCGAGCAAAGAGGGUGGAAUGUUAGCAGUAAAGCUUUUAUUGGCCACAAUUAGACUAAAUAUCAGUAUUGUCAGGAUCAAUGAGUGUACAGUACUCGAUCCUUUUAUUUUCAUCAUAAUGACGUAGCUAUUGAUUUUGGUGGUUAAAUCGAUCAUGCGUCUUCACCUACUGAUGAGACUGGAAGAGCUAUGUGAUUCUGAAUGACACUGGAGGUCAAGGCUGUAUUAUGUUUGAAUCUUCCUCAUCUGAUGCACAUAGACAUGGAUUGUGACUGUGAUGGCCAUGUUGUAUCACACUGUGCUGAGAGAGAGAGAGCGAACACUCCUAACAGUGUUUGAGAGAUGGUCAUAUGGUCCUACCCGGUGGAGCCUGCCGCUCACUCCUACAGUACACACAAGUAUGGCUUUCAGUUUAGGAGAAACAUGAAGAUGUCACUGGCCCAAACACGACUGCGUUUGUGUGUGGACCAUGUUAAUUCCUUAGUGAUGUGGACAUCGAGAAACUUGAAGCUCUCGACCCGCUCCACUACAGCCCCAUCGAUGUGGAUAGGGGCGUGCUCGUGCUUCGUUUCCUGUAGUCCACGAGCAGCUCCUUUGUCUUACUGAUGUUGAGGGAAAGGUUGUUGUCCUGGCACCACACUGCUAGGUCACUGACCUCCUCCCUAUAGGCUGUCUCAUCAUCAUUGGUGAUCAGGCCUAUAGAUGUAUAUCGUACAUGUAAACACAUUUUAUCUUAUAAGGUAGAGAUUUAUUUUAUUUACUAACAUUUUCAAUAAUGUAUAUUUUUAAUUGUAUUAUUUGCACCAAAUAUAAACGCAACAUGCAACAAUUUCAUAGAUUUUACGGAGUUACAGUUCAUAUGAGGAAAUUGGUCAAUUGAAAUAAAUUAAUUUGGCCCUAAUCUAUGGAUUUCACAUGACUGGGAAUACAGAUAUGCAUUUGUUGGUCACAAAAGAUGGGCCUCACAUUGGGCCUCAGGAUCUCGUCACGGUAUUUUUGUGAAUUCUAAUUGCAAUCGAUAAAAUGCAAUUGGAUUCGUUGUCCGUAGCUUAUGCCUGCCCAUACCACAACCCCACUGCCACCAUGGGGCACUCUGUUCAGAAAACCGCUCGCCCACACGACACCAUACACACCAUCUGCGUUUGUUAGGCCAGUUUGACGUACUGCCAAAUUCUCUAAAAUGAUGUUGGAGGCGGCUUAUAGUAAGGAAAUGAACAUUAAAUUAUCUGGCAACAGCUCUGGUGGACAUUCCUGCAGUCAGCAUGCCAAUUGCAUGCUCCCUCAAAACAUGAGAUAUCUGUAGCAUUGUGUUGUGUGACAAAACUGCACAAUUUUCGAGUGGCCUUUUAUUGUUCCCAGCACAAGGUGCACCUGUGUAAUCAUGCUGUUUAAUCAGCUUCUUGAUAUGCAACACCUGUCAGGUGGAUGGGUUAUCUUGGCAAUGGAGAAAACAGGAAUGUAAACAAAUUUGCGCACCAAAUUUGAAAGAAAUAAGCCUUUUGUGUGUAUGGAAAAGUUCAGGGUCUUUUAUUUCAGCUCAUGAAACAGGACCAACACUUCACGUGCUUUAUAUUUUUGUUCAGUGUAUAUAUACGGUGUAAAUCAGACUUGCCUGUAAGACUAUGAAGUACAAUUAAGCACAGGCUUAACUGAAUGACAACAGAGACAGAAUAAAUACAAUAUGGAAUUUUAUUGAAUA